GAAUUUAUUCCACAAGCUGAGUUAAGGUUUGGCCAAAGUAAUGCAGGCCAAAACACACGCACCAAACCAACACCACCGCCUUUGUUCGCCAAGGAAACUUCUCAUCUUUUACAAUGGUUCGAGUUACACUGCAGUUGGUGCUACUGGUCCUAGGCUCCCUUCUGAUCGGGUGGGCCAGCUCACACCAGGAGUCGGGUGAGUGGAGCUGCGACUCGGACUCUGGGAUCCAACUACAAGCUGAGUUCAGACCCGGACUCAUCACCCUCGACGGUAACGCCGAUGAUUGGAAGGACAUUGACGGCUUUGAGUUCUCUCUCCUUCCUGCUCUUGACCCGGAUGACGAUAAAGAGUAUAAAGGUGGAAAAAUGACCGUUAAGGCCUUGCACGAUGGUAAGGAUGUGUUUUUCUUGUUGCAAGUUGAUGGGGACUAUGCUUACACAAAAGGCACUAAUAAUAAAUGCCCAUCUGUGGCCCUCAUGUUUCAAAUUGGUGAUCAUGCCACCUAUCACAAUAUGGGCGGUUGUGGGGAAGGGCCUGAUGCUUGCACAAGCAAAACUUGCAAAGGCCAUGAAGUCGACAUUAUGCAUUUUUCAAUUGGAAACGCUAUUCCAGGACGGCUCUAUGGUGGGAAUCCAAUAGACAACAGAGAUGGAAAUGGUGGUGACAGGUUUGGCCAUUUGGUUGAUCUUUAUGCAUGGAAUCCACACUGUAGAUACAUUGAUGGAAUUGGUCCUUCAGGAAAUGAUUCUAGUGCGCAAAAUAACUGGAAAGGGGCAUGGUGGCACACUACCUUCAAUGUCCUCUCAGGUUUUGUGGAGGAAGACAGUCCUUAUGCUUCAGAUGGUCAAAAGGGCACAUAUUAUUUUGAAUUCUCCAGGCCUUUAAGAACCAUGGAUCGUCUCCAACAGGACGCACAGUUUACGAUUGGCGGAUCUAGCAAGAUGUCUGUUGCAUUCUGGUAUCCAGUUGAUAAAAAUCCAUGGCAUGGAUCUGGUCACUAUUCUGUCAACUGCGAUUGGGUACCUCUAGAAUUCUCUGCUGGCAGUUCAACACUGAGCACAUCUGCACCAGGCGGCUCAGGAGAUGUUGCCAGUGCCUUUUCCCUUCUAUUUUCAGUAGUUGCGAUGUGCAUCUCAGUUUUUGUGGUAUAUAGAAUUGCCAGACCAAAAAGUAACCAGUUUACACCAAUGGCAAUGGACAAUCUCUAGGAUAUGAUAUCAGUACGAGUGUGAAGAUUGUACUAUGGAGGGAGGGUUGUACUACUUAGUUUUGUACUUUGAUCACUACCACAGCAUUAGAUUUUUUUAUUAGAAUUUUGGUUGUUAGUUUAUUCUCACUUUUGUAAUGAGUUUUUAUAAACUUUUGUCAUUCUUGGCUGAUCCUGCCUAAAGCGCAUUUGCAGCAAAAAUGCCUCUGUUUACAAAGAAUCGGUGAAAGAAAAUUGUACAAGACAGUGAAUAUAUUCAGGAUUGGCAUUGCUUUGAGCCAUCCUGUUUGUGAAAGUGUGAAUUUCUGUUAAA
This is a messenger RNA of Ricinus communis (castor bean), 1520 nucleotides long. RefSeq lists its product as uncharacterized. NCBI's taxonomy places the organism in Eukaryota, Viridiplantae, Streptophyta, Magnoliopsida, Malpighiales, Euphorbiaceae. The coding region runs from base 114 to 1208 and encodes 364 amino acids. The record is from RefSeq and is a predicted model, not a curated record. The transcript is spliced from 8 exons. Gene Ontology annotation, molecular function: heme binding.